AUGUCCAAGUGGAAACCAUCUUUACGUAAUACAGGAAAAAAGUCUUCAGUUGCUAAUGCCACAGAAAAAUCAACUGUAAAGAAAGUAACCCGAAAGACUCCAGGUGCCAAACCUGCACUUACACAGACAUCAUCUUCCCAAAGAAGAGGAAGGAAACAUCUGUUUCCUAAAUCUAAAUGUCCAGAAUCCAAAGUUUCCAAGAGUAAAACAAGAAAAGUUUCUUCUGCUGGAAGCCAGCAUCAAGAUUCCAAAAACAAACCAAGGAAAAGGAAUCACAUCCUAAAACAUCAUCCACCAACAUCUUGCUCAGAGAAAUCUCAUUCAUCUCAACUACACACUCUUACAUCUGAAUCUCAUAAGCCCUUAUCUUGUCCACAUCAAGCAAGAAAGCAAUCAGCUGUGAAUUCUGUAGAAGCAACAACUGCACUACACACAACACCAACUACUGUCUUUAAACAUACCACCAAUGAAGUUACUGGAAGUUCUGAUGAUAUUACUUCUACCACAGUUCAAACCAGCUCUAUAGCAAAAGAGGCUACUACCCCUGCUACUACGCUUUCACCUACUGCAUCUCAAAGCAUCACACACUCAACUGGUACUGCCACCACUACCCUUCAAGAUAACCCAACUACUGCUAUCACUGACACUACAACUACUGCUAUCAUUGACACUACAUCUACUGCUAUCACUGACACUACAACUACUGCUAUCACUGACACUACUGCUACUGCAACAGUUAAAACUACUUCCAUAACUGAAACCACUACCGCUAAAACUGACACAACUACUAAAGGGACUGAUGUAACUGUUUCUGUGGUUAACCCAACAACCACAGCAGUAAACACAAAUAGUGCAACUGACACAGCAACAGGAACUACAACCACUAGAGAAGCCCUCAAACCCACAACUGUGCCAGAAAUGACCAGCCCCACUGCCACUGCAGUGAGCACAAACAGUGCAACUGACACUACAACAGGAACGACAACAACCACAGCGGCCAUUCAACCCACAACCACUCCUGAAGCCAACACUUCUACCCUUAGCUCUACUUCGUCUGUGACUGAUACCACUUCUGCUCUUCCAAAUACAAGCACUCCUCUGGACAAUGUCACGACUGCCACCCAUUCAAUUCUUACUGUGCCUGAAGAGGGCGGUGAUUUACACUCUGAAAAUGAAUCUGACCCAAAUUUAACUGAAGAGUCCACUGAAACUCCAGAAUCAUCUGCCACAGGACCUGUUACUCCUUCAACUCCAGAAGCCACAGAUCCCACCACAAAUAACUCAGAGCCUACAGCCAGUAACAUUACUCAGAACCCAUAGCUGACAGCUACUACACACAGUCCUUCAAUAUUGAUUAAAUAUCCCAACCCAAAAUCAAAAGUAUGAAAUGAAAUACUAAAAAUGUUC
Messenger RNA from Condylura cristata (star-nosed mole), 1407 nucleotides. Its product is annotated as mucin-3A-like. NCBI's taxonomy places the organism in Eukaryota, Metazoa, Chordata, Mammalia, Eulipotyphla, Talpidae. The transcript has a single exon. The record is from RefSeq and is a predicted model, not a curated record. The coding region runs from base 1 to 1320 and encodes 439 amino acids.